ACCUAACUAACCCAGUUUCUCUGACACUUCAUAUCUUCUCGUGUGGACACAAAUUGGAAUUGGAAUUGAAAUUCCCCACUACUUUUUCAAUGCCAUAUGCUGCAAACCCUUCACUUUUCACUUCUUUUCUAGCUCUCAUUUGAUAUUCCCAAUCUCCUCUCUGUUUCUAUUUCUUUGAAUGGUUUUUCGUUGCUUCACACUAUGGCUUCUUGGUGGGAUUUAAGACCCUUCUUUCGUUUUCAAUCUGUUAGGACCCGAUUUCAGCUUUGUUUAACUUUAACGCAUAUCCGUUGUAUCUAUGAAAACACAAAAAAAGGACCAAAAGUUUUCAACAGACAAAGCAAAAUCAGGGUAUUUUCAUGGAAUUUUUCCCUGAUAUUGCUUUCUUUGGAGUUACCUAGGAUUUAUCAAGCAGGAGGAUGGGGAUCUCUGCUGUUACUGGUGCUCACUUUUCAUCCAUUAAUUUUCCAUUGAUAGACACAAAGAAUGAAGAGGAAUUCAGGACGAGGGAAGUCCAACUUGGUUCACAUACUGUGAGUUCUCAUGGAUAUGCAGUUGCAAGAACACACAAACAUGAUUGGCUCAUUCUCUUGCUCCUCGUGUUGAUUGUUAUCAGCCUGUACAUUAUCCAUCCUUUCCAUCGCUUUGUUGGGAAGGAUAUGAUGACUGAUCUCAAAUAUCCACUGAAGAGUAAUACAGUUCCUGCCUGGGCUAUUCCUAUAUAUGCAAUUUUAUUGCCCAUAGUGAUCUUUCUUGGUGUCUACAUCCGAAGGAGAGACGUCUAUGAUCUUCAUCAUGCUGUGCUGGGUUUAUUGUUCUCCGUUUUAAUAACAGCAGUAUUUACUGAGGCAAUAAAAAAUGCAGUAGGUCGACCUCGACCAGACUUCUUCUGGCGAUGUUUUCCAGAUGGAAAGGAUGUUUAUGAUAAAUGGGGAGAUGUCAUUUGUCAUGGUGACCAAAAGGUCAUAAAGGAAGGAUACAAGAGUUUCCCAAGCGGUCAUACUUCAGGGUCAUUUUCUGGUCUGGGUUUUUUAUCAUUGUACUUAUCUGGAAAAAUAAAAGCAUUUGAUCGCAAAGGUCAUGUUGCAAAACUUUGCAUUGUUUUUCUACCACUACUUGUUGCAUCACUUGUUGGCAUUUCUCGAGUUGAUGACUACUGGCACCACUGGCAAGACGUGUUUGCGGGAGGUCUUUUAGGGCUUACAGUGGCUACAUUUUGCUAUUUGCAGUUUUUUCCUCCUCCUUAUCAUUCUGAAGGCUGGGGUCCUUAUGCGUAUUUUAGGAUGUUGGAAGAAUCUCGUGGUAUGACCCAAGUUCCUAGUGUUCAAAAUUCUGGUCAAGCGCAGUUAGCAGAGGCUCAGGCUGAGAGCCAAGAGGAACAAGGUUUCCAUGGGUGUAUGGGGUUAACUUUAUCACGGGAUCAUAAUGCAGCAUUGAAUGACUUUGAAUCUGGGAGGGGAUAAAGUCUGUACAUUUCAUGAUCUUGCUCUUUGUAAAAUGUAAAUCAGAUGUUAGUUCGUAGCCUAGGAUUUUAACCAGUAUUUAAAACUAACACAUUUUGUUGAAUAGUUGUUUCUAUUCAGUCACUAGUGUCUCUGAAAACUUUGAAGCGUAGUUGUUUGUAAGAGUCAGGUUUGGAACAAUUAAACUUUGUUAUUUCAAUAUUUUGUGAAUAUGUUGACAUAAGAAAAUACGAAAUCACUUGAGAAGAUUGCCGUUCAUUCAAACA
Molecule: messenger RNA, 1729 nt
Organism: Glycine soja
Lineage: Eukaryota; Viridiplantae; Streptophyta; Magnoliopsida; Fabales; Fabaceae
Product: lipid phosphate phosphatase 2-like
Exons: 9
Coding region: 420-1463 (347 amino acids)
Biological process (GO): phospholipid metabolic process
Molecular function (GO): phosphatidate phosphatase activity
Source: RefSeq, a predicted model, not a curated record